AUGGAGCGGGCGGCGGGCGAGGGCCGGCCCCUGCUGCCGGCGGCGGGGCGCUCCGCCGGGCUCUCCUCCGCCGGCGCCGUCUUCAUCCUGCUCAAGUCUGCGCUGGGCGCGGGGCUGCUGAGCUUCCCCUGGGCCUUCGGCAGGGCCGGCGGGGCCGUUCCCGCCCUCCUGGUGGAGCUGGGCUCGCUGGUGUUCCUGGUGAGCGGGCUGGCCGUGCUGGGCUAUGCCGCGGCCCUCAGCGCCCAGCCCACCUACCAGGGCGUGGUGCGGGCCGUGUGCGGGGCGGCCGUGGGGAAGCUCUGCGAGGUCUGCUUCCUCCUCAACCUCUUCAUGAUCUCCGUGGCCCUCCUCAGGGUGGUGGGCGACCAGCUGGAGAAACUGUGUGACUCCCUGUACCCCAACGGGACACUGAGUGGGGCCCCUCAGCUGCCCCCCUGGUACGUGGACCAGCGCUUCACCCUCUCAGCUCUCUGUGUCCUCGUCAUCUUCCCACUCUCUGUCCCCAGGGAGAUUGGCUUCCAGAAGUACUCCAGCAUCCUGGGCACGCUGGCUGCCUGCUACCUCACUCUGGUUGUCAUCCUGAAAUACUACCUGCAGGCAGAGAGCCUGCGUUUGACUGAGCCACCCCAGCCCUCCAGGUCCUCGUCCUGGACGUCCAUCUUCAGUGUCAUUCCCACCAUCUGCUUUGGCUUCCAGUGCCACGAGGCAUGUGUGGCCAUCUACAGCAGCAUGCGCAACCAGAGCUUCUCCCACUGGGUCACCGUCUCUGUGCUCUCCAUGCUCAUUUGCCUGCUCAUCUACUCCCUCACUGCAGGGCUCUAUGGCUACCUGACCUUCGGCGAGGCCGUGGCGUCCGAUGUCCUGAUGUCCUACCCAGGGAAUGACCCGCUUGUCAUCGUCGCUCGCCUGCUCUUUGGUGUCUCCAUUGUCACCAUCUACCCCAUUGUGGUGCUGCUGGGCAGGUCCGUGGUGAAGGACCUGUGGGCAGCCCCGAAGCGCGGGGCCGUGGCGGUGUCUGAGGCACGCGAGCGGCGGGGCCGGGUGGCACUGACGGUCACCUGGAUGGCUGCCACGCUGGGCAUCGCCCUCUUUGUCCCUGACAUCGGCAAAGUCAUCGAGCUCAUUGGGGGCAUCAGCGCCUUCUUCAUCUUCAUCUUCCCAGGGCUGUGCCUCGUGUGCCUGACUGGGACCCGCAGCCUCGGGCCACGCAAAAAGGCUGCUCUCAUCGCCUGGGGCGUUCUCUCCGUGCUCGGCGGUGCCUUUGUCUGCGGGCAGAGCGCUGCCCUGGCCGUGCUGGGGCUGCUGCGCUGAGGGACCUCAGAGCCC
Melozone crissalis (California towhee) is the source of this 1326-nucleotide messenger RNA. It is a transcript of the gene SLC38A8, whose product is annotated as solute carrier family 38 member 8. Gene Ontology annotation, molecular function: amino acid transmembrane transporter activity. Gene Ontology annotation, biological process: amino acid transmembrane transport. The record is from RefSeq and is a predicted model, not a curated record. The transcript is spliced from 10 exons. Bases 1 to 1311 code for a protein of 436 amino acids. Lineage: Eukaryota; Metazoa; Chordata; Aves; Passeriformes; Passerellidae.